AUGGCGACCGGCACGCGCGUCGAGCACGCGCAGGCGGCGCUUCAGAAGGCUGACGCGGUCUGCUUCGACGUGGACUCGACCGUCAUCACCAAGGAGGGCAUCGACGAGCUCGCCGCCUUCCUCGGCGUCGGCGACCGGGUCGCGGCGCUCACGGCGAGUGCGAUGGGCGGCUCGGUGCCGUUCCACGAGGCGCUCGCGGCGCGGCUGGACGUGAUGCGGCCGUCGCGCAAGCAGCUGGACGCGAUGCUCGCUGCCCACCCUCCGGCGGACCUGCUCACGCCCGGCAUCGCCGCGCUGAUCGCGCGGCUCGUCGCGCUGAACAAGCGGGUGUACCUCGUCUCGGGCGGGUUCCGGCAGAUGAUCGAGCCGGUGGCGGCCGAGCUCGCGAUCCCGCCGACGGACAUCUACGCGAACAGCUUGCUCUUUGACGACGCCGGCGACUUCACCGGCCACGACCCUGCCGAGCCGACCUCGCGCGCCGGCGGCAAGGCCAAGGUGGUGGCGGACCUCAAGGCGUCGAGGGGGUACAGCACGGUGGUGAUGAUCGGCGAUGGCGCGACCGACAUGGAGGCGCGCGACGUGCCCGGCGGCGCCGACGCCUUCAUCGGCUUUGGCGGCAUCCAGGUGCGAGACAAGGUGAAGGCGGGCGCCGACUGGUUUGUCACGUCCUUCGACGAGCUGAUGAAGGCCCUGGCGGGCUGCUAG
Emiliania huxleyi CCMP1516 is the source of this 705-nucleotide messenger RNA. RefSeq lists its product as hypothetical. The record is from RefSeq and is a predicted model, not a curated record. The transcript has a single exon. Gene Ontology annotation, biological process: L-serine biosynthetic process; dephosphorylation. Lineage: Eukaryota; Haptophyta; Isochrysidales; Noelaerhabdaceae. Gene Ontology annotation, cellular component: cytoplasm. The coding region runs from base 1 to 705 and encodes 234 amino acids. Gene Ontology annotation, molecular function: magnesium ion binding; L-phosphoserine phosphatase activity.